This is a messenger RNA of Physcomitrium patens, 1814 nucleotides long. The record is from RefSeq and is a predicted model, not a curated record. Lineage: Eukaryota; Viridiplantae; Streptophyta; Bryopsida; Funariales; Funariaceae.
GAAUCUAUGUGUUGGCUUCUGACCUCCAUUGUGCCUGUCAGGGGUUGCAUGGGAAACCACACAUUUGUCGCAUGGAGUAUCAUCCUAUCUGCAAACUCUCGGCAAUUCGCGGCGGGAUUGGCCAAGCAAGUUUGAAACUGAUCCGUAGUAAUGGAUAAUCCUUGUAGAUGGAUCCAUUUCUUGAGUAUUAUUGUGGGUUUUUUGUCAUUCUUUUCCUGUGAGUCGUCUUCAUCCGAUGACGCGGUAUCAAGAUUAAAAGCUUACUUGAGAAUUGACACAUCGCACCCAAAUCCAAAUUACGGACCAGUGACGGAGUUUCUCGUUUCACAAGCUACUGAGUUAGGUCUGCAAGUCCAGAAGCUGGAAAUUGUGAAGGAGAAGCCCAUAGUGUUGAUAACUUGGGCAGGGUUGAACACAUCACUUACUUCACUGUUGCUGAACUCUCAUACAGACGUGGUUCCUGCUGAGGAGUUGAAAUGGAAGUACGAUCCACUCUUGGCGUUCGAGGAUGGGAAGGGCAACAUCUAUGGAAGGGGAGCCCAAGACAUGAAGAGUGUUGGCGUACAGUACCUGGAAGCCAUUCGUGUCUUAAAGUCUUCCGGUUACCAGCCCACGCGUUCUGUGCAUCUUUCCUAUGUCCCUGAUGAAGAGAUUGGGGGCGAAGAGGGGAUGGCUAAACUUGUCUCAUCCUCUGAGUUUCAGCAGCUCAAUGUCGGCAUCUGCUUAGACGAAGGACUGGCAUGCGCAGAGGAUUACUACCGAGUAUUCUUCGGCGAGAGGUCGGUCUGGAAGCUUGUAAUCAAAGCAGUUGGUGCACCAGGACAUGGCUCCAAGUUGUACGAUGGCUGCGCCAUGGAGAAUCUGCGCGAGAGUUUAACUAGAAUUUACGAGUACCGCAAGAGCCAGUUUCUGAUGUUGCAAGAAGGCUCGAAAGCAGAGGGGGAAGUUGUGGCUAUCAACAAUGUCUUCCUCCGAGCAGGCACCCCUAUCCCCUCGGGUUUUGUGAUGAAUCUGCAGCCAUCCGAAGCUGAGGCAGGGUUCGAUGUUCGAGUCCCUCCUCUCGUAGAUAUUGCGGACCUCGAGACUGAGAUCCGAACCAAGUGGGCACCUACAUCCCGCAAUCUAACUUACACGUUAACGCGGCUGCAACCACAGCCUUCGGAUGGACUUCGAUUGCCCACAAGUGCGGAUGACAUGUAUCCAUGGUGGGAUUUGUUACAAGUCGCUGUGCAGAAAGUAGGCGGUAAGCUGGGAGCUCCAAUGAUCCGUCCUUCUGCCACCGAUUCUCGCUAUAUUAGAAAUGUAAACAUUCCGGCGUUUGGUUUCUCGCCCAUUUCCAACACGCCCUCUCUUCUCCAUGACCACGAUGAGUUUUUAAAUGCGAAGGAGUAUCUUAAGGGCAUCAAGGUGUACAGCGAAAUCAUCAAGGCUUUUUCGAGUCAUGUGGACAUCACAGACUCUUGACGCUCAGUUGCUUUCACCGAUUGGUCCGACCAAUCUAGAAUCUAUAUUGCCAGGAAGAUAUUGCAACCUAACUUCUUUACCUGGGUGACGCCUCAUGAGAGGUUCUAAAUCUGCCUCGAUUAAGGUUCUAAGCGAAGCAUAAGUCUGGCUUCGGCGGCAGCAGCCGCUGCUCUUGCUGGCGUUAAACUACCCGAGCUGGCCGCAAUAGCAGAAGGCUGUACCUGGGCCGAGUUACUUGCAACUCCAGUCUGAAUUGAGAACAGAGAACUCAGAUCUUUAAGAGUGAGAUUGUACACAUCGGACUUGCCAGUGGCACCUCCCGGUAAAUUCAUUGCUUUUUGUCUCCUCAA